This is a messenger RNA of Xyrichtys novacula (pearly razorfish), 22603 nucleotides long. NCBI's taxonomy places the organism in Eukaryota, Metazoa, Chordata, Actinopteri, Labriformes, Labridae. The record is from the annotation of a GenBank genome assembly.
UCAGAAACACACUCUUCAAACUGUCCUCUUCAGGAGCUGGGGUCCUCUGGAGUCUCUCCGCCGGUGUUAAGUGCUCAUUGUCCGGGUUAACAUCGACUCAGGAGCCGGUGAGCGUACAGACAGUGGACAGGUAAGAGCUGAGCCCGUGUGAACUGAGCCAAGUCUCAUUAUCGAUCCGCUAUCAGCUGCUGCAAACACUCCUUCACUGUUGGUCCUCUCCAGUGUGGGAAAAGCAUGAAUGUUAAACAGGGAAAUGUGUCUUUAUUUUUGUCAUAGAAUGUUGUAUUUUCAGAGAACCCAUCAGUCUUGUGUCCAUUUGAAGUCAGGGUUUGACUGUUUGAGCUUCAUUGGACUUUCCAGAAGCUGGUAACCUUUAACUUAAAAUGGAAAAUGUUUCGGUUUUGAAAGUGGAGGUAUAUUUCCUUGACAUUGAGCAGUGAGUGAAUAAUAUGUGUGUUAUUAUUCAUAUACCCUUAAUUAGGUGAUUUGAUUUUGAAACAUGUCAUAUUUUUGCUCUUAAAUAGAAUUUAUCAGUGCGUGUCAAUACAAAGUAGAACUUCCAACAGUCUUGCAAAAGUACAAGAUGCUUUGUAGAUGUUUGGGUGAACCUUUUAAUGGUUCCCAAAGCAGUUGUGGCACUUUGAGGAUAACACAGGGGUCCUUGAAGAGGUUAUUUGGGUUCAUGGAGAUUACUAAGAGGUGCAAGUUGAAGUCAUGAGUGACCUUGAAGAACUUGUUGGCAUUCUUAAGGAGAUGCUGGAGAGUUUUGAAGAGCCUGAAAGACACUUAGGUUCCUGAGGACCUGGCGAGCACUUCCAAAGAGAGAUCCCAGAUGAGGUCAAAAAGUUUGUAUACUGAGAGGUUUCUCUUAUAACUCUGAGGUGUCCUGGAGGCUGAUUAGGAAUAUUCAGCAAUAUUCAUUAAUGAAGAGUUUGGAUUGGUUCUUGAGAAAGUUUGAAGGACAUUUGGAGAUGUUUGAGGGAUCAAUAAUGAAUUAUAAAAGACUUCAAAGAUCUUCCAAGAAGUAGAAAAGAUGCUAGAUGAAGUUAUGGAGAGCCGUGAGGGGGUCAGGUUAGAUAUUGAUAGGUUCUUUGAGGAACUUACAAUGUCUGCUUUUGUAAGGAUUCUGUGUGAUGUGUCUUUAGGGGUGUUGGAGAUGUGGUAAGGGUGAGUAGUGAAGUCACAAGGGAUGUUAAAGAACAUGAGGGUGUUUUCAAAGAGGUUGUAGAAAGUUUAUAGGCCUCAAGGAGUCCUGGAGGACACUUAAAGCCUUGAGAAUCUAGCUUAGAUCAUUGGUGGUCUUAGAGAAGAAGAAUGGAUUGCACAUAAAGAUGUGGGGAGUCUUGAGGAGGUUGUGUGAGAUACUGUUAUUGACUUUUAGAAAUUCAUAGUGCCCUUAAGGCUGUUGUUGAACCUGCCAUUUUUUAAAACCCUGAAAAGAUUCAAGGAUAGAUUUUGGAUGGCCUUGAGGGCGUUUAGGUACAAUGUUCAGCUUUGUAAGGUUCUUGGAAGAACCUGCAGUGUCACCUUAAGGUGUUUAAAAGCCUGUCUGAAGAAGAUUUAAAAGCUCCUGACGGUGUUUUACGGGUCAAAAACGAGGUUUUAAGUAUCUUGAAAACACAUUUGGAGAAGGUUAUGUAAAGAGGGGUAAGGUUUAAAAAGAAAAUAUGAGAACCUCUAUUGAAAAACACAUACAUACUGUAACUUUUUCAUGUCCUUUCACCAACAUCAUUUGAGAAACACUGCUUACAUAACAUGUCAGCGAGCACUCAUAGACUGUAAUGGGCCCCUAUGGUGUCUGUGUGUGGGUGAAACUGUAUAAUUCACAGACUGGACAUAAAAACCUGUCCAACAAGUCAGAAAAAUAUCAAAGUAGGGAUCAAGUUUACAUGGUGUUAUAGAUCACACACUUUACUUAUCUCAAACCCUCACCUUGUUAGGACUCUAAAUCUGCAUAACCACCUGCUUACUGUCAAUAUAUGUGAUAAUUCUUAUCACUCUAAAUAAAGAUAAAAACUAUAAUCGAAAUUUAAGAUGAUUUUAAAGAUUUUUAAAUGCCUUUAACUAUAGUCCCUCUGAUUCCUCAGUCAGUUAAACACCCAUGGAAACAGAUUCUGAUUGGCCUACUUGUGGUUAAAUAGUUAUAGUGGUUAUAGUUAAAAUAAGGCCGAGUCAGAGCAUAUUCACAUAAAACGUAAUAAUCCAUUUCAAACACUAGCAUGGUUGUCAUUUGAACAUUUCCACUUAAGGUAACUUUAGACACGGACUUCUGCAACAGCACUUCAGUACUGCCACAACUUCCUCCUUUUUAACCUUUGUUUAUUUGAUCUUGUGCAGUUUCAUUUGUUUCGGAAGAACAAAUGUCUGAGUAUAAUACGGACAAGGCAAGUGCUAAAAAAUAACUUUCGUAGAUGUAGCCAUCUUGUUUCCGCCUCCGAUUUUGCUUUUUUCCAACUUGGUAACUGAAACGCUGGUAAGUCGGGUGUGACGUCAUUUUCAGUUCCAACAUCUGACUUCCGAGGUAACUCGAACGCAGCAAAAGAAAGGAAGUUAAUUUCACAAUAACCAUUCUUAAGAGGUUUUAAGUAGCAAAGGUUCCUUUAAAAACACUUGGAAAAAAAACUUUUAUGAGAGCAGAUGCAGAUCAAUGGAGUUAUCUGUCUGCUCAUCUCUAUUUCAGAUUAUAACUAGAAAAGCACUGGGAGAGCGCAGACCUCCGCCAAGCAGCUCAUGUCCCCCCUUAAACAAGAAAUGCCCUGAGCGGGAUUCAAACCCAGGACCUUCUGGUUGUGAGGCAACAGUGCUAACCACUACACCACUGUGUCGCCUAUCUACACCACUGUGCUGCCCAUUGCAUAUCUUUCAGCAUUGACAAUUCCAACGACACCUUUAUUUUUGUGUGUUCUGGAUCACAGUAUCCAGAAUUUUGUAUGGAUCACCACCAAACUUUAAUGGGAUCGUCCUGGGGCUGAUGAAAAUUUCGGGUCAAUCCGUCUGUUACUUCCCCCGUAAAGUUGCUAACAGACAAACAAACCAACCAAUGCUUCCUUGGCGGAGGUAAUGAAAAGGCAGCCAUGUUUCUCUGUAUUUGUGUAUCAGUUUAUUUGACUGGGAAAUUGGCUCCUUUACAUAUGUCCCCUCAUUCAAAACCAUCCCCAUACUUUUGUUGUGUCUUUCAGAAUAUUUUAAUACUGUUUUUUAAAGAUGUUUCAGACAUAAGCUCAUUGAAUAUACAAAAUAAUCGAUCUUAAAUUCAGUGAGAUGGUAACCAACAUUCAGAACUGAAGCUCUAUUUGAGAUCGUGCUACCAGCUGGAGCAACAAGUCAAUGAUAAAUUGUAGACUGUGACGUUAACCUGUUUGUUAACUCGUCUCAUCACUCAGUGGCUGACAGUGUUCCCGGCAGUAAUCACAGAUGAACACGAGAGGUUUGAAUUCCUGAACUGAAAAACGUCGACAGAAACACGUGCAGAACAAACAGUACAAAUGAACACAACUAAUGAUGUGCGCGUCUGUCUGCACGUGAAGAGGAAAAAAUCAAAAUGACAUUUUCCUCUUUGUGUCCUCAGACUGAAGUGUGCUAUCGUAAUUAAUCAGUUUCAUUCAGCUGAGGAGUUUAAUUUGAAAGUCACCCUCCACUUCCCCAGUUUCUGGAUGAGCGCUCCUCUUUCUAUACAGCUGUUAAUGCUCUGAUCUCACUUCCCAGCAUCCCCUGCUGCAGAUAAUUACUUUUUUUAUGAGUUCGCAGCCAUCCUCAAACACACAAAAGGCUUUAUCAAGCUUCCGUUUCAUUUCCUCCCCACACUUUAUUGUUCCAUUCAGACGCACUGACACAGGACUUUAACCCACCAGAUCUUUCAUUAUUGAUUCAUCUCCCAAUUACUUUCACUGCUAAUCGACUGUGCUGCUGCGGGAUUAGACUUCAAUGUGGAAUCAAACUCUUCCUAAAGAUUUUUCAGCAUCAUUAAACUCUGGUUUCUCCUGCCAACAGGUGCAGCGAUGUUGUAUCCUCUCCUCCUCUUCCUCAUCCUUCCAUGUGCUUUGACGUUGGAGCUUCGAUAUCACAGCAACCGAGAGAUUGAGCAGUACCUCCUCCAGUUAAACGCCUCCAACCCCGACAUCACAUACCUGUACAGCAUCGGCCAGUCUGUCAAUGGUAACUACAUUCCUCAGUCUACUGCAGCUUCUUCCUGGUUUAAAUAAACGCUUCUGAAGAUGUAAAUUGUUAGAUUUGCAUCUUCGAGAAUCACAUUUCAGCCACCACAGUCAGGGGCUGCAUUCCCAAUCCUUAAAUGAUAGGGUCCAUGUGUCAUACUUGUGACUCCCUCCCUGGUAAUUACAAGAACGAUCUCAUAAUUGUGAGCUGUGGUAACAGGUGCGACACUAUCCUCUGUUACCUGUUUAAGAACUCCAGCUCUGACACCACUGAAAACAUUUAUAUCACACUUUAAAUCGAAAGCCCCCAGACUGAUAUUUAUGCUCAGCUACCGCACAGCCGUGUAAUGUCCCCAAUGAUCCAACAACCCCCUUGAUGCCAGCUCCCAAAGGCUGCCAUAUCCAAACACCAACAUGCACAAGGAAAGGAAAAAACUAGAGAUUACUACAAUUAGAGCAAGUGCAAAAAGGCUGUUCAGUCCUGAGCACACUCCAACCAGGACAUGGUGUACACUCUACCUCCCCUGUUUUAAUGAGAAGAUGAGAGGGGGAGAAAAAAUGAUAGGAGCUAAUAGAGUGAAAUGAUAAAGAAGUAAAGGAAGGCAGAGUCUGGGAGGGACGGCUUUCUGGACUUGGAAUCACCCUUUACAGGAUAGACUGUACACUCCACCUCCACUUACACUUCUUUUUCUCAUCACAGAGGAAAGAACAGAAGACAGAGAAAAUAGGGGUAGACUCUGUGAAUGUUGGAGAGAUAAGCAGACACAGGGUGAGAAACCUGUUUGGACUGGUGCUCACUCUUUCCAAGUUAGACUGUACACUCCACCUCCACUAACACUCCUUUUUGUCACCACAGAGGAAAGAACAGAAGACAGAGAAAAUAGGGUAGACUCUGUGGAUGUAAGAGAGACAAGCAGACACAGGGUGAGAAAACUGUUUGGACCGGUUCUCAAUCUUUCUAAGUUAGGCUGUAUGCUCCACCUUCCUUCACAAGUGUUUUUUUUUAUUUUGAAGAAAGAAGAAAGAAAACAAAGAAAUAGAGUAGAGUUUGUAAAUAAAUGUAAAAGAGAAUAUAAGAAGGGAAAUGCAAGGGCAAGAAGGGGCCAUAGAGUCCCCCUGCAGAUUUGGGUGUACACUCUACCUCCCCCGUCUUCCUCCCACUUAGAUAAGCGUAAAGACACAAGACAAGAUAGACAUGUUGCGAAGAGGUUUUUAUGUUUUGUUUUUUUUUUUGCAGUUGAACUUUUCCUUUUUAGUUCUAAAAUAUAUGAAUUAAUACUUUUGAGCCCGUUUAUAAUACAGAUCCACAUACUCACAUAUACAAGAGGUACGACACAGGAUAAGGGCCACAUUAGGGGGAAAAAAUAUAAGACUUGGGGGAUCAAGUUGCGAAUUUACAAGAAACAGGUCCUAAUUUUAAGGGAAUUAAUUUGUGUGUAAAAAAAAAUAGUACUUUUUGGUGAACAUACUUCAAAUUUACAAGAUUAUGGUUGUAAAUUUACAAUACAGAAGCUGCACUUUUAAGAGGUUGAGGUCAUAAAUUUACAAAGAUAAAAUAAAAUCUAUAGGACAGAGGUCGCCUACUCUGUAAGUAGGCUACAAGAACAUGUAGGGUAAAAUCAGGGGAACAGCCAGCCACCUGCACUACAAUAAGGAAUGUGGAUUAUCUGCUGAAGUUAAAGACAACAGCUGAGGACAAACACCGGCUCCAGAAGUCAGUACAGACUGCUUAUUAACCCGUCCUUUCUCACAACAGACUCGGUAAUCCGGUUAUUUAUGAAACCCAUGAUGAAAGUAUAAUAUUUUGUCAUACAUAAGCACUUGAUCCUUAAAUUUGUUUGUCUUGAGACUCUUAGAUCUUUAUGACUUUACAUUCCUUCUUACCAUUUAUAAUGCAAACUUACUAAUCGACUGUCUGUGUGACAUUAUUUAGCAGAUCAGAGCAGGCUAGUGUUGCUGGGGCUGCUCAGUUAAGAUCAUAAUCAUGAAUACUUUUAUCGAUACUGAUAUCACUGUAAUUAAAAAACCAUGCAAUAAACAUCCAACAAACACACUCUAAGAUCUAAGGGAGAUAUUUCAAGUGAAUAUUUUCCAGCCGAGGGGGAAACAUGUUUAGAUAAAUAUUUAAUUUGAAAUGACUUUUUCCUGCUGAUACUUUCUUUAUUUGUGGUGAAAUAGGCAGAAUAAUAUCCAAUGUGCAUCGCAUCUUUAAUCGUCUUUCUGCACAUAAUUUCUUACAUGUAUUAUUGAUGUUAUGUAGUUCCACAUGCAUGGUAACACAAACUGUGCUCAUCCUACAUUGAAGCUCCUGACUUAAUUCAAGCUCCUUUGCCCACGCGCUCACGCACGGGAUGAUAGUUGAGUGCUACAGAAUCAGGAGGAUAUUGGUCACUAGGGCAACCAUGACACACAGUGACUAAGUGUGUAUGUGUGUGUAGGUGCAGUAUGAUCACAUAACUGGACUGUAAACGGUCGUUAAUUAUAUCUGGGACGGAUUAACCUGGCUAAUCACUCACACACACACACACUCACACACACAACGAGCUAAUCUGGGCUAAUCUAGUACACCAGCUGGCUCGAGUCCAACAUGUGUGUGCAUGCGUGUGUGUUUGUGUGUUUCACCCUGUCUGCCUGCAGCUAAACAUCAUCCCUCAGUCUGAUGAGUCGUUCACUCUGGUUUGUAGUGUGUGUGUUUGUGUGUGUGUGUGUGACUUGCUGAGGCUUGCAGGGCUCCAUUCAUUCAGCAGCAGCUCUGACAGUCAAAAUAGUUACAGUAUUUGUGUAUGGAUGGAAACUUAAGCUCAUUAAAAAUCUGCAGCAGAUGAAAAUAAAACUAUAAAUCCUCCAGUCGGCCUCUCUUUCUCCUCAUAUAAUCUGAUAACAGGAUGAAUAAGUUAUUAUCUCUAAUUCAUUAGUUCCCUCUAAAAACACUUUCCGCUGCUUGAUGAUGUUAUUCUUGGCGACGAGGGUGUAUUGGUCUUGUGUUGGUACCUCUUUUAGUUCAGGCUGUAUUUUAGCAAAAGAAGGAGAUUACACAAUGAGCUCUGUGCGGCAGUGUGAGGUGAAAAUCAUUGGUAGAGUUAUGUAUGGUUAAGGUGCAGUCAAUAAUUAAUGACCCUGUGUCCAAAUCCUGAAUACCCAAACACUUUAGGCAACUUUUCAGGGUAAAUAUUAGCUUCAAUUUGAGUUGAGUCAUGGAGUUAACCUUUGGAAACCCAGAGAAUCAUGUCGGAGCGCUAAAUUUAUUUUUUAGUGAGUAAAUUCUGUCAGUAAUGGAUGGUGUUGUCAGGAUCUGGUCAAAUCUCCAACUGCAGUAAAUUCAGAAACUAAAAUUCACUCCGUCAUCCUGAUAUAUAAAUCCUGUUCACUCUCUGCCUCUCUCUCUCUCUCAGGUCAGCAGCUGUGGGUGUUAGCCCUCGGUCUCAGCCCUCGCAAUCACACCAUCGGCAUCCCAGAGUUCAAAUAUGUGGGUAACAUGCACGGAAACGAGGUGAGAGAACACACACAUUCACACACAUUUGAACCCACGCUCACGCACACAACGGGACUCCUCCCUUUAAACAGGAAGUGGGACUAAAAAGAGACUAAAGAGAUCAACAAAAGGCAUUCAGAGUCAAACACACUCUGCGCACACUUUUGUAUUCAGCUGACAGCAGGCUGUAUAAGUGUGUGUGUAGAUUUGUGUAGUUCCAGUUGCAAACAUUGAGUCAACAUUGAAAUAUUUGACCUUAUUGAUAAACAAAUCAUUGCAAACUGCAGCAAUAACCAACAGAAGGGAAUCAGUGGGGACAGUUGAUUGUAGUUUACAUGUAUUGUGUUGGAGAGAUAAACCUUAGUCUGAGUUAAAAAUCGAUGGUGUUUAAAUCUGAUUUCAAGAGGACAAAUUCGCUGCAUCAUCUCUUUCAAGAAGUGUUUGGAAAUGAUAUAAUUUAGUCUCUGAUUGAUAGAUCUAAUAAUGCUCAAGAGGAGCUGUUUUCCAGCUCCAAAACAGCUAAAAAUGUGCUUUACAUGGAAAAAAAAUCAAUGUCAUCUGCUCUUGCACUAACAGCGCAUCACAGCCUUGCAUUGAUUUCUUUAAAGCCAUGGUUGAUGAUUGGAGAAGAAGUUAAUAAAAAAACUGAGCCACUGAGGCAGAUUUGAAAAAAAACAUCCCCCCACACACAAACCUCUGCCCCCUGUGCUCCAUGCUAACUCCCCCCCAAACCUGUAUCACCCUCCCUACGACAGACCCCCUCUGGCAGAGCCGGCCGGCAGACUAUCCAACGCUAGCUUCAAAUAGGAUUCACCAUGUCGGAUUGCUUGUGACUAGCGGCAGUAAACACCAGCUCUGUUCGCGAGCACCGUCUGCAGCUGCCUGGACAGCUACCGUGUUGACAUUACAGAGACUAAUAAGACUUCUUAAUAAGAGUAAUCGUGGCGGAGCUUUCUCCACCGCUCGAAGAAUGACCCGAUGUUUAUUCGAGUUAGAUUCCUCACUUGGUCACAUUUCCUCUUCGUCUCUGCCCUUUCUUCUGUCAGCUUGCGUUUUCUUCCCACUUUGGCGGUUGGGCAAGCAGAGAUCGCACUAUAGGACCAUGAUCUCCAUAUGAACGAGGUUCAUAAUAAUUACCAAUCUCUCCAAUCGUCAACCAUGCCUUUCAAAUGAGAUAUAUUUCAUUGUCUUAAAGGUAGAUAAGUUACUUUAUUGUUAACAGACUGAUGAUAAUUGAUAAAGAAAUGGUUACUUAAACUGGUUACUCUUACACUUCAGACCCCAUUAUGCACAUUCCAGCUCUCUGAUUGGUCAGUUUUAAUUUGACCUUUUUUCCUUGAUUCAACCCUCAGCUCCGUUUGGUGUUAAAGGCUUUGUGUAUUUGCUAAGAGUUAGCAUGCUAUUCACUGUAAGAUGUUGCACAUGGUAAACAUCCAGGUCAGAAUGGAUUGCACCUGUGCUGAUAUGUAGGGCACAUCUGGAUGCCCAUCUGGGACUCUACUAACCAUACCCCCAGUUCACAAAAAGCCCCCACAUGGGAUAACCCAGAUUGGGUGAUGGAGGGAAGUCCCUUGAUGGGUUGCAUACAGGGUUCGUAAUGUACAUCAGUAAAGCUUUAUUUUUGUGGUGCAUUCAAAGCACUGUGAAGCAAUAAUUAAAACAUGAAUAAAAACAAACUAAAUGUUUCAACGCAGCCCCAUUGGGACCCAUUCAAUACGAAUGUCAACUGAUAUCCCCAUUUCUAGCCCAUCAAUGUUCUUCGCUGUUGCCCAUUUGGGGCACAACAACAGUCCUGUUCAAAGCUCAUUUAAGCCUAUGCAUAGAUGAAGUCCACCCAACACACACACACACACACACACACACUAAUGAACCAAAUAUUUGGGGUCUGGUUCCCCUCCACAGCUCCUCUGAGGAUGACAUUAUCAACUAAAACCUUAAUGAACCAUUGUGAGAAACCUUAGCACGAUGCAACCCAACUUUUUUAAAGUUUAAACAAUCCUUGGUGGUGCCCUGGACAUGAACUUGCCCCAGUCUUGCUUCCGGUUCUAUCUUUGGUGCUUCCUUCCCUGCUGGAUUUAAAUUGGCCAUCCUCAGUUUCUCAUUAAACUCCCUGCGGAUUGAGCUGCUGCCUCCCCAAACGUCGAUGUUUGGUGUCUAAACUGGUGUCAGAACUUUGAACUUGUCACUUCCUGUAGCACUUCAUCAGAGGGAUUGGGAACGGAUGAUACAAAGUGAAAUUUGGCUGCUAAUGUGGGAUCUUUGUUUGUUUGUUUGGACUCCUGCUGGAUUCCUCAGACUGUGCAGAAGCUUUUCUUUCUUAAGGAUAACUGAGGGGAGGAGGAUUUCUUUUGUUCCAGGAAGUAACAGUCAAGCUCUGCUGGUCUUGUGCUGCAAAUUCAGUAUUCGUGGUGUUAUUAGUGAUGACACAAAGACGCAAAAGCGACAAAUGGAUGAUUCUGAGAUCUGUUAAAGGGGAAAGAAAAGCCGCAGACGCGUGAAACAGUCCAUAAAACAUCACACAAACUGUAAUCUAAAAUAAAUCACAUAAUAUAAACAGAUGGAUUAGGAACAAAGCAGGGAGAACUGUGCAAAGGAAACUCUCAGCGACCUCUGACCAGCAUCUGGUUACCGUGGCAACUGCCUACAACAGCUGACCGCACACUGCAUAUGUGUGUGUGUGUGAAAGUAAGUGGAAAUGUCCUUAAAUAGACAAGUCACGCCCCGACACACACACACACUUACACACACACCCAGCAAACAGAGUCAGUGGAGUGUGUCGGGUCAGAGGAAACUUCUAGAAAAAGGCCUUUCAUAGAGUUCACACACACACACACACACACACACACACACACACACCCACACACACUUAAACACACAGACACUCUAACAGCAGGAAUGGAGCCUCGCUGAGAAGUUUGCUGUCAUAUAAUUGAAUAUUUGAUCAUCUUUGGACGAUUAUCAGGACGGAUAUUAGCAUUUGGCCGAUAAUCAGAAUCAACUUUUUGUUCUACAGAAAGCUGUUAAAAAUUUUGCCACUAGAAAGAGUGUUAACUGUGGCUCCUCUGCCAGUGUGUCCUCCACUCUUUUCCACCGGUGUGGUCCUGGUGCUGGUUCAGAUCGUGAACUGCCCACAGGCAAGGGCUCCAAAAGAGCCAUGUCAUCAUGUCACUGCAUACGUAUCUAAGUACCUAUCUUAUUCCUACAUACUUGCUGCAGAAUUUAAAACAAAAAUAACCAUAAGAGUCUGAAUUUAAGACAAACUAAGACUGAUUUGCGCGAAAUGGAUUGCUUAAAUGUUUUUGCAGUCUGUGAAUUUGCUGUCAGAGUUUUAGGCGUGAGUUUGUUUGGACAAAAACUUUACAAAUCACCUGGUGUUACUGUGGUACGUUCGUUUGUUUAUUUGUUUUUAUAACCUUGUCGUUUCAGUAUCGAUGGACUGGCAAAACAGGUAUAUUGUUUUGGUUGUUGCCAGUGUUUUUUCAGUGUGACUUGUUGUAUAACCAAAGAAGUUGCACGUUAGGUACAGUGCUCACGACUGGUAUUGCAGAUUUACACAGCUGUCUAAACUAAAAGCUAUUAUAGUGAACAGUUUAGAAAGUAAUCCAGUAGAAUAAUUACCAAGGGACAAGAAAAGUCUACUCAGAGCGUACAGCAUUCAGUAUUUAAACAAUAUUUAAACAUAGUGGUUACCCAAGUAAUUACUCUUUUAUGGCCAUCGUUUUAACCCCCAAAGGAUGUGCAAACUAACUGAAGGAGUCAUUUAUGUAAGCACUUAUUGUGAAUAAAAUAAACUGGACACCAUCUGAAGGCAGCAUUAAGUAAUUUGAGCUGCGUGCUGCCUUUAUCGUGGUCAAAAUAUCCAAAUAACUGCAGGAUAGAUUGCUACAUAGUGAGUGUGGAUGGUUAUAGGAAGUUGAACCCAACUACUCCAGUGAGUCCCAGUCUCUUUUGUUUGCCAACAUGACCUGGUCAAAGGUUUCAUUCUCUCAUUGACACGAACUGAACUGGAAAUUCAACAUGCAUUGUUUCUAGAGGGUGGAUCUGGUGAAGGUUGGUACCAGAUUAAUACUAAUCAUAUUAUGACUGUAAUGUUUCCUUGUCCACAUACUUUUAACCGUUUGGUGAGUUCGUGGGGCACGCCUGUUUCCUCCUACGUGAACUCUUGUACAUUUGUUGGUGAAAACAGCCCAACGUACAGUCCAAAAAUAAAAAAGUGUGUGCAUGCUUUUGGAUGACACGCCUAGCUUCUGUAUCCAGCUCCAAAUAGGAAACCGUGCUGAUUGGCAAAAAAGCAACACAGGAAACAAACAAGAUGCACUGUGUUGCAGAAAUCAAACCGCUAGAGGUAAAGAAAGAGAUCAGAUUGGGUGAGGCCGCAUCUGUCAUGAUUGCUCAGAUGAGGAAACAUUAAUUUGACUCAGACAGGAUUGCGUUCAACUGGUAUCGGGAAUGCAGUUUGGCUUGUUGGGGAAAAAAAUUACCUGAGCUUUCAUGUGUUUGUCAGCUGAUAUCACUGAUCUAGAGUUCGCUUGGUGCUGCCAACUCAAACAGAUGUCUUUCAGGACUGUUUAAACAACACUGAUUUGAAUUUAAAAAGAGACACUGCUCGUUCCUUUCACACAUUAAGCAAACAGUCAGACUGCUAAUUUUAACCUUUCUGUAAUCAGCUCACAUCACUACCGCAGCUCCUCCAACACGCUUGGAUUCACUCAGAGGUCUGUUGGUGAUGUUAUCUGCUCUGGAGCUAUGUGGAGUUAUCAAGCUAAUUUGCAUUUUACUCAGCUCUCAAUGCAUAUUUGUAGCCAUGACGAUGCCCAAUGGAAGUUCCAGCCACUGCUUCACUUUGGAAAUUAUAUCUAUUAGAAAGAUUGCCAUGAAUUUUGACAGAAAUUCAGGAUUUCUGGAAAAUAAAUCCUAAAAAUUAAUACUGAUUGAUUAUGCAGCUCAACAACAGGUUUCACAUUCCUUGUUUUGCGUCAAAUGUCUCUGCAGCUUUUAGAUGGAAAACCAUGAAAUUUUGUCCGGAAACAAAAGGUCCCUAGAAGUUACACCGUUGUGAUUUGGCACCACACUAGGAUUCAUAUUUGUGGCUCUGAGUAAAACAGAAUGUCAUAGAUACAUGCAUGAUCACAAGAGGAUGACUACUGUGAAGUUAUCACUUGAAUUAUCUUAAUAUACUCAUAAACAGUCACGGUCCCAAGAGGAUAAAUCAUCAAGAGGUUUUCCUGACCUUAGCUGUCACAAAAAAAAAUCAAUAAUUUUAUUUGUCAUUUGUUGUUUUGAGCAAAAUGUCUCUAGAGCAUUAGAUGGACCCAAUUCUAUGCUAUGGGGCACUGAUAUUGAUGUCCCCAGAGGAUAGAUCCUAAUGACUUGAUCCUGUCUUCUUAUUUAGCACCACAGGAAGGUUCACACUUGUGGUUCUGAGUAAAAUUAUUUUUUAAAGUGACUUUCAUGAUCACCAGAUGACUAAAAAACUGAGGCUAUCUCAACCUUAUCAUAUGUAAGUAAUAUAUAGACAGUCAUGGUCUCAAGAGGAUGAAUCAUCGAGACUAUAUGGACAUUUACUGUUGUACCAAAUCUAUAAUUGUGGUUGUUUUGGGUUGAAAAGUCUUCAAACUAUUUUAUUUUAUAGUAGCAGUAAAUUGUCUUCAAAAGUGUUUAGUGGGUUGCCAUGACAUGCUGCACUGGCAUUCAUGUUCACCUGAAGAUGGAUACUUUUACCGUGACUAUAACACUACAAAUGAGGUCCGUACUGUAUGUUGUUUGGAUGAAUAUAUCUCAAAAACAAUUUGAUAGAUUUUUGUGAUAUUCAUGAUCUCCUGAGGAAUUUAAUGACCUGAUACCAGCUCUCCUUUUUGCACAACAGAGGAUUUAUAAUUGUUUUAUUUGGUGAAAUAUCUCAAAAGCUACAGUGCAGUUUAUACACUAUCAUUCAUGGUCCUCAGAUGAUGAACACUCUUGACUUGAUUCCAACUAUUCUUGGUUCGUUACAGUUAAUAUUGAGGUUGUGAGUAGAUCGAUUUUGGGUGUGAUUGCAAGGUUUGUUUCCUGGUAAUCAUAGUCCCUGGAGGAUGAACGACAUCUCGAUCCUGUUUUUCCCUGGUCUCAGCACAGUGGGUCCACAGUUUUGGUUUGGAACGAUAUAUUUUCAGAAAAAUGACUUGCAGUAAAACUUUGGGUUGACGUUCCUGAAUCCUCAGAGGAUCCCACUUUUUCCUGUUGUGCCAUGAUAAGGUACAUAAUUUGUUUUAAAUUGGGAAAUGGGUGGUCAUUGGUUUUACUUUUUACAAUCCUCAUGACCUGGUCCUGGUUUUCUGUUGUCUUUGAGUGACGUUCAACCUGUGGUUUUCAUUGUCUUUUAACUCUGGAUGGAUUGUCAUGAAAUUUGGCACAAAAACAUGAGCAUAAAUUCCCGAACAUGGGCGAUGUUGAUUUGGGUUUUGUAGAAUUGAUGAUAUAAAGAAAAAUAAAACAUCAGGAGGUUCAUCAUCAGGAUGUUCAUUAUCAGAAGGUUCAGGUCACAAGUUUAGGAGUACAAAUCAUGUAUUGUGCAGUGAUGGCUGAAGAGAGAAGAGAGGGAGGCAGUUAAGACAAGUAUUGGAAGAAAACAGAAUGAUGGCCUGAGGCUAAGCUAGUCCUGACGUGUGUAGAGCAGCUGUAUACACACACCUUUCCCACCCUUCUCUCUUUCUCCCCCCUGAGGCUCUCAUUCAUUCACAAAGUUUUUUUUUUUUUUUACUCUCUCCCCGACCAUCCAGUCAGCCUGUCUCCCUCAGAAAAACAGACUCUGACUCGUCUCUGGAUCACAUUUGUAUUUCUCGCUGACUCACAACAUCACUUCCUCCCCCGCUGUUCUCUAUCAUGAGGGAACAUGCCGGCCUAUCGAGCCAAGCCAUGUAGCUAAAGAUCACAUAAGUGUUGAAAAUGACUAACUGUGACACUUGGAAUCAAGGGUUAGAGGUAGUUAUGGUUUCUGUUCAGUGUCCAGCACCAAAUCCCAUUCAACUUUUGACCAAUUAAAUUGUUUGAACACCUCAAUAAUCCUUUUAUACUGUCUCAUUUAUAACCACAGAUCGUAUUCGGUUUACACACUGGGUAUCAUUUUUUAAUAACUUAAAUUUCAUUCUGUUUUUAGGCUCUCGGGCGGGUGGUGCUACUACAGCUCAUUGACGACCUGGUGCAAGGUUUCCGUAACAAGGAAUUGUGGUCAUUGCAGUUACUGAACAGCACGCGCAUCCACAUCCUCCCGACCAUGAACCCCGACGGCUACGAUUCAUCCAACACAGACUGCACAUAUAGCACUGGCAGGUACUAGUACACACUUUAGCAAGCUGUUAUUCAGUAAUUUGGCAAGUGUGUCGUAUGUGUUGUCACUGAUGUCUGCUCUAUUUCGUACCAUCUUUGCUGCUGCUCUCGCUGCCUAAAAUUUUCAUAAUAUUUUUCCAUGUUUGAGGGAAAGCAGGUGUUCUCCUUGCCUCAGGCUUUGGCAUUCCACCUAACCGAGUGAAAGGGCAGGAGACUCUUAGAACAGAGCCAUACAACUAAGAGGCCAUACCACUAGUAUUACAUUAUUAUGUAAUGUAAUAUUGCGUGUGAGAGAGCCAGCCUAUAGUGGAUGGACAGUUGAGGAAACUGCGGUUUUUUACACUUCUGCAUUUCAGUAUCUGUGAUUGCUGCUUGGUUAAGAGUCUGGUGCGAACAUUUGUUAUGCAUGAGCAGUUUGAAAGACAGCUGGGUUUGCUGUACUGCAGCUGUUUUACAGGUGGUUGAACUAUGGCUUUGUCUCCACCUCUUUUCUAACUUUUAAAUUAGAUUCCAAAUUUCCUUUUCUGAAAAAAGAGAAAUUUCACCACCAUGUUUCACAGCAUCUAUGGUGCAAAUAGCAGCCUUUUUGUUUCUGCAUAACUUCAUACCUUCAAGACUGCUCUAAGGUAUUUUAGAAGGAUUUAAAUUACCGAUGUAGGUCUGCUACUCUCUGAUUAUCAAAAUGUUAUGAAAGCACUUUGCUUUGGAGGACAGGAGCUUACCCUGUUUCUAGAAUAACAGAAGAUAAUAACCAAAGCUAAGAUCCUUUAUCUUUAUGAAAAAAUUGAUAAAAAGGACACAUCACGCUGUUGUGGCUUAAAAUGGUCGAAAAAGGUCCAAAUGGAAGUAUAAAUGUAUAACAAGUGGAACUUAUGGGUAAAUUUGGAUGCAUUUGGACCAAAAACCUAAGGUUACAUAUAUUUUUCUAAUUCAAAUAAUGAGUCUAAAGCGUUAAAACUGCAUAGCUUUGGGUCAUGUGACUACUCUAUAAUCUAAAAAUAUCAGUUUUAUCAGCUUUAGGAGCCUCUUUAUGGUUUAAAAACAGCGUCAUUGCCUUUACUGUCAUGUCAUGAGUGUUUCAAACAGGGUUAAAACCCAUGCAUGUGUCUGUGUGACCGUGUGUGCCAGCUCAAAUGUCAAAACCCUAAAGACUUGAGACGACACACACACACACAUUCACGCACACACAUGUAGUCAACAUGUUGACUAUAGACUAAACUAUGCGACGCUCCAACGCCCAAAACACUCUGAUAGGCAGGAACCCAGACACGCUGCAGAUCUGUAUCUCACACACACACACAUACACACACAGACAUAGAUUACUGUCACAGUAAAAGCCUUUAAGUAUCCAAUUAUAAAUGUUUUGACUUCUGCUAAUGUACCGUAUAUGAGUGUUUUUUAAUGUCAUUGUGGGGACCUUAAUCUGUUCACACACGCUCAUUAUCAGGACUCAAACCAUGAUGGUCCAGACAGGGUUUUAAACACUGCAGUUAAGGGUGUAGAUCAGAGUUAUGUUAAAGUUAAGCAUGUUUGUCUUUGAGGUCGACCCUUUCCACACCGUAUAAGGAAACAUUCCCGUCUCAGCCAAUAAGAUAAGAUUAUAUCUCAAGUUUGGGAUAGAAAUAAAUCAUUUUAUCUUAAUUUUAGAUUUACUUUGACUUUAGUUUACAUUUGUCUUUAUGUAGAUACAAUCUCUUGAUCCUCAGGCUAAAGUACAUAAGCUGAAUUUGUGUUUGCUUUGUAAAAAAUAAGAUCUGUUAGGUCUGUUUCAUAACUCCUAAAAAAACCCUCACAGGUGCUUUAAAUUUAAAUGCCUGCAUGUCUCAAAAAGUUGGGAAAGGUGGGAUAGGGAGGCAGCAAAACACAACAAGUUGUGUAACAGAGAGCCGCGGGUACAUCUACAAACUAAUGAGGUUAAUUUCCAACAGGUUGGUAACAUGACUGGAUAUAAAAAGGACACUCAGAGAGGCUGAACUAAGUUACUAAAAAAUUGUGGAUUUCAUCAUCUCCAGUACAUAUUAUCAUGAAAAGAUUCAAUCGGAUUACUGGAUGACACCAUUGUAUUAAAAACAGGCAAUACUCUGUCAUGGAAAUCACUGCAUGGGCUCAAAAUAACAUCUUAGUCUGUGAACACAGUUAGUUUCUGUAUCCAGAAAUGCAGGUUUGGCUGAAUGGUUACAUUUCAUGACACGUUUACUGUUAUCCUCAAAGUCAGAGUCAAAGUCUCAUCCCACACCACUCUGAUCAAAUCUCAUAGUGUCAAAGUUACUAUGUGCUUAUGCUGGUGACCUGUGAUGUCAGCCGGCCAUGUGAUCGUACGCAUCUUAAAGCCCCUCGCUCCCCUUGGUUGUUCUCUGCUAAGGUCAACCCUCUCUUAACUGUCCUCUGUGGAGUUAAAUGGAAUUAAGUGUCUUCUUCAUAAAUAAAGACACACUCACUUCCUAGAAGGAGGUCACAUGAUCAUGGGAAACUGUUUGUUAACAUAAGUGCCUGGCCCGUGGGAGCCUCGGUAGCAGCUGUUGUUUCUCUCAGACUGACUUAAUACUUUUUCCAUGUGUCUUAUAUGAAAUGUCUAAAAAAAAAAAAAAAGUCUCAAGAGAUGCUUUCAGAUUGACAGCCUAAAAACCAGAGAAAUACCUAGAAGUUGAGAGAUAUAUUGUUUAUUCGAUCAAAUAUACAUAGUCGCCAAAAAGUAACCAAAGUUCCAAAGUCUGACGUGAAUACGUAACAAAUCAUUAAUACUGAAACAAAGACCUUAUAUAUACAUCUAUACCUAUAUACACACACAAAUAUGCACUUUAUAUAUACCUAGAAAACUUCAAAUCUCUCAUUUGUACCAUACCCAUGUACAAUAUAAUAAGUGUGGCAAAACGAAAAUCACUUAAGUAUUUUUCAAUCAUAUUUUGCUUCAAUUUACUUUUUAAACCUAAAGUUAAAAACAUACUGUAGAUCAGUUGAAGUAGGACUUUGCUAUGUUGACCAAAAAACAGCCUUGGAGUUACUCAUUUCCCAGUCAAACUGUUAAUGGUUUUCCUCCAUCCUCUUGUCCACUGCAGGUUUAACGCUAACGGCAUAGAUCUGAACAGGAACUUCCCGGAUGCUUUUGCUGGUCUAAGAAGGAAGCAGCCGGUGGACGAGGAGAAGAGGGAAGCAGAGGUUGGUUCAAGUUCAAGACUAUUUAAAAAAAAAAAUCCUCAUAUAAACAAAGACCACUUCUGCUUAAACAUAGUGUCGUCAUGGUUGUACACCAAACAAUAGAAAAAUAUUGAUAAUGAAACUGGUUGACUGUCUGCUGCUGGUAAGUGGCAUUAGGACAGUUCAAGUAGUGACUGAGGCAUGGGCAGUUUGUGUGAAUAUGAUCAUAUAGAGUUGAGCUACUACAGUUUGAAAUAUCAUAGUGUUAAAUCAUGGCAAAAUUAAAAUUCACCACACAACCAUGACCAUGACCGCUGAUGAAAAAUUUUUAGAUUUUAGCUCACAUCAAGACCAAAAUCUCAAGGAAAUGUUUGCAGAGUUUCAGGCAGAUACAUCCACCGUGCUUGAAGAUACAGCCUAUAGAGUGAAAGCAUGAUAUUUCGUAAAUGGAUGAGUUGGCUAAAAUUGCCACAUUUUAUUUUCAAAGAGUUUCAGUAUGACCCAGAAGUUUUCAGACUUCUUAGGGGAUUUUAUAACCAUAUGAUAUUGAUAAAUAAGUUUUUUUUUUUGCCUUAUUUUUUGAGAAGUAUUAAAUAAUGUGUUUUCAGGUGAGAGCUGUGAUGGCCUGGUUGGAAAUGGAGAAUUUUGUCCUCUCUGCUAACCUCCAUGGAGGAGCUCUGGUGGCCAGUUAUCCUUAUGACAACAGCAACGGAGGUAAACAAAUACUGCAAUACUGUGUCAUUUGGAAAUAAAGGGAAAAAAAUAGAUUAGAUGUUCUGAAAAAGAAAGUAUACGCUCAAAAUAACUCCGUGUAGGGUUGCAUUGUUUUAGAGUGAUGCUCCAGUGACCAUCCAGACAGAAAAUAUCAUCUAACAUCAAAGUUUCUCGCAAAAGUCAACCAGGUGUGCCUGGAUAAACUCGAAUAGUUUUUGAAGCUGUGUAGUUUGACUCUGUUCUGUUUGGUUCAGAGCACAGAGCAGAGUCAGAAGACAUGACUCAAAAGUUUCUCAGACUAUAACUUUCUAAAACAAUACGUCCUUGAAACAGAGACGAAAGUAGGUGGUCCACAACAGCCCAGAGACAGUGUUUGGUUUUCAAAGAUUAGAUUAUGUAAAAGUACAAAGCAGAGACAUUAACAGGAAACAGCCUCUGUACCACCAGCAUCAGACUCAGGACUGUGACAUUGUUGAACAGCGGAGGAUAAAUACACAAAUACAGCUGAGCACUUUGCCCACACACUGCAGUCAGAGAGGCUUUUUGAGGGGUCGAAAUCCCAUUUUUAUGCCUUUAUAAAACUCUAAAUUUGAUCUGAAACAGCCCUGAAGCACAUCUUCAAUAUUAUUUUUACUGGUGAGUGUGUGUAUUUCUACUUAAUCAGACACUCAAAGGCCCUCAGCAUCAGUUAUUUCUCGACACAUUCUCCACAGUCUUGCUCAUGACUGCGGUGAAGACAGAAAAUAUUUCGUUUUCUUCAAGCACACUGUAUCUAAACAGAGCAGAGGCAGCCUCUAGUGCUUGAUGCUUUCUGGCAUUCUGGACCAGAGUUGAGCUUAGGCCACCAACAAACCAUCACAGAAUGUGCAUGCACAUGAAACCAGAGAUUGUAAGCUUAAAGAUAGUAGCGUAUAGGGUGAGAGAAACACAAGCUAACAGGUGUCAGAUGAAGUCCAGUAAAUCACUUGCGCUGUGAUAGCCAAGAAGCAUGGAGGUCCCCUGAUGGAGUAUGUCAGUUAUGGACCGGCAGAGGGUCAUUCAUCUGGAAAAUGGAAGAAAAACUGAACUUGACAGUAUGCAGCUACUCUGAGUUAUACAAUCUGCUGUUAAACCACAAAUAAAAGCAGAUCUUUGAACUUUACGCCACUUAUGUGUACAUUUAGAGGCUUGAAAACUACACAAAACAUGACUCUGGUUUUCUCCGUUACUUGCAGGUGGUGAGCUAGUUAGCGGGGCCAGCGUCAGCCCUGAUAAUGAUGUGUUUGUUCACCUGGCCAAGGUGUACUCCUACAACCACGGCUCCAUGCAUAAAGGUGACCGGUGCUCUGACAGCAGGCCAUUCCUGGAUGGGAUUACCAACGGAUACCAGUGGUACCCUCUGGAAGGUAGUAUCAAAUACAAUAUAUAGCAGAUUCAUCCAACACAAGACACUGAAGGGAAAGUUAAAUUUUAAACCUUCAUCUUUUAUAGCGCAAUAUAAAUGACUCUUCACAUCCAGCUGUAGCUCUUAACGCCUGCGUUUGACAUGCGUUAAAAAUGUUCUUCCGAGAAAGACUUCACUGGAAACCUGCAGAGGAGGAAAUGGAAACAUCCUCCUCUGGUUUCCUGCUGCAGAAACUUGAUCAGUGCAACUCGAUCACCUAAACUUUACCUGAGAGAACUGUGCAAUGCAACAAUGUUUACCUGGGAAAUGUGUCCACUGAUUUACAUAGAUCCAAGUCUAAUUAUAGGAUCGUGUAAAAUGAAUCAUCAUGAUUGACAGGGAUAACUUUUUUCCAUAACCCCCAAAAAUGUGUGUUUUCAGGUGGGAUGCAGGACUAUAACUAUGUGUGGGCUCAGUGUCUGGAGUUGACUCUGGAGAUCUCCUGUUGUAAGUUCCCUCCGGUCAAAGAUCUUCCUGGUAUGUGGACGGAGAACAAGAAGGCUCUGCUGGCCUUCAUCAAGCAGGUCCAUCUGGGUCAGUACAUCUGUCCAUCUGUCAACCUGCCUGUUUGUAUACAUGUAUCUCUCUCUGUCUAUAAACCUGCCUCUCUUUACUUGUCUGUGUUUAUAUCUCUAUCUUUCUCUGUUCACUUGUUUGCUUGUUUUUGUGUGUCAUCACCCAUGCACUCGUCAACCUUUAUCUUAACCUGCCAACACUGAGGAUCAAUAAUUGCUAAUCUCCUGUUUGCACACAGGUGUCAAAGGUCAGGUGCUCAAUGGCUCAGGCGUUCCAGUCCAGAAUGCAGAGGUGGAGGUCAAAGGUCGCAAGAAUCUGUGUCCAUUCAGGACGGACAAAAACGGAGAGUACUACAGACUGCUGCUGCCGGGGAGUUACACUUUUACGGUAAACCACAGAGAAGUACAGCAUCCUCUAGUGGUUGAAUAUAGGACUUCAACUGCCAAACAAAGUAGUUGAUUUCACGUUAUGCAGUUUGAAAAACGUGAUAAAGCUGUUAAAGUUGCUUCAGUGGUACAACUAUCUUUCAAAACAUUGAUUUAUUCAUCAGCCGCAUUUUGGUAUUUUUAGACGUUUGUUUUGCAGACUGUGGAAAUAUGAAGUUGAUUAGAAAACUUUUAAAUUAGCCUUUUUUGAGCCGUGAAAAUGUAUAAAAUUCCCCCCUAAAAAAUUAAAAAAGUAUAACUGAUAAAGGUCAAAUACCUUAACACUGCUGAUUUUUCCAAAUAAAACAGUGCGUGGGAGUUUACUUUUUUUUUGUAAUCUCCUCGCUCCUCUCCUUCUUGCCAGUCCUCUUUUAAAUAGGUUUUCCAAGGUUCUCCUUUUUCACUCACGCAUAUGAAAAAAUCGAACCUUCAUUUUCCACUUGGGCUGCCACGACUGUAAAAUUUAAGAUUAACGUGCAGUUAGUAAGUGGAAAGAACACUUUUUAUCUGUUCAUCAUGUGUUUUUCCCAUGAGGCCAAAAAGUGGAGCAUUCAUUCUCUGCUUUUUUGUACCAUCUGACACAAGUAUGAAGUUUGUCCAGUUCUGCUAGCUGGCUUUACAAAGUUUUCUUUCCUGAUUUUUGUAUCUUUUAAUAGAGCUCAUCUCUUUUUAACACUGACUUUUUUCUGUUCCUUGAUUGGCAGGUGAGGUACCCAGGCCAUGAGGUUUUAACAAAGACUUUGAACAUCCCACAUGGCCCUGAUCAAUACUCCGCCUUGAAACAUGACUUCCAGUUGCGACAGAUGAACUCAGCAAACGGCAGCUCCACAGAUACAGCCAAGCCCACCCAAGGCAUCAUUACUGCUACCGGGGUCUCCAAUUUGACCUUGGCAGGAAGUGGAGCCAUCAGCCGGCAAACAUGGACAAGGAUAUGUUCAAUACUUGUACUAGCGGGAGUUCUGCGAUCCUUAAUCAACUGAUUUAGCCUUGAACCUGUAAGAAGAGAUCACAGAACAAAGACAUGCAGCCCAUUAGAGAUUCCCGAGGAGGCGUUUGAAGCCCAAGUUUUGGGUUUACCACUCGCCAACAGCUUUGUCACCACCAAAAAGUUCUUAAAGAGGGUAAGCAGGCUGGAGUUAGCCCUGGUGACCACAGUGAACUCUUGUCCAUGUGGUUUAAAGACGGUGGUGCCUUCUCAUCUGCAAUCCUAAUAGGAGGCAUGUUGAAACUUGAACAAAACAGAGGUAUUGUUGGUGUUAUUAAUAACACUUUAUAUUUUCCUACUAUUCACAUCAUGAAUAUGUGCAUCAAGACUGCUCCAGCUGGCAAGCUAAGAUUUGGCAUGUUGGCAACCAGGAGCAAGCUAGCUCAUGUGCUAAGAGGUCAGCAAUGGUAAUAGAACAACUUUUGCAUUUGUUCUAUAAGUUUACUCAACAGGCUAUUUAGCUCAAAAGACAUG